Messenger RNA from Cygnus atratus (black swan), 3275 nucleotides. Its product is annotated as vesicular inhibitory amino acid transporter-like. Lineage: Eukaryota; Metazoa; Chordata; Aves; Anseriformes; Anatidae. Bases 245 to 1495 code for a protein of 416 amino acids. Gene Ontology annotation, biological process: amino acid transmembrane transport. Gene Ontology annotation, molecular function: amino acid transmembrane transporter activity. The transcript has 3 exons. Gene Ontology annotation, cellular component: vacuolar membrane. The record is from RefSeq and is a predicted model, not a curated record.
CUUUGGAGAAGAGACCAUCUUUUUGCAGUCUGUUUGCACAGUGUCUUGCACAAUGGGAUUCUGAUCAAGGACUUCCAGGUGUUCCAAUAAUGAAAAAAAUUUUCAAAGCAUACCCACCGCUGCUGCUGUCAGACACCAACAGAAGAUUCGGGCACACCCUGCAUCCCAAGACCUGGAUGGCUGCGUGUUUCCCUGAGCCCUCUGUCUGAGUAGCCAUAUCGGUAACUGUGGCUGGAGAGUCUGCAUGAGAGGCGGAAGCCACGGUUUUCUGCCUGGUGGAUACCAUGGCCAGGCUCUUCAUGAGAGGGUUACAACCACCAUCGGAAAAGACCGUUGGAGAAGAGCGGGAAUUUUCGUCUUAGGAUUGCCGUAUGCUGUUCUCCACAGUGGAUACAGUGGCCUGUUUCUUAUUGUCUUGGCUGCAGCAUUAUGCUGUUAUACAGGCAAAAUUCUAAUCACUUGCCUGUAUGAAGAAAAUGAAGAUGGGCAGCUCAUAAGAGUGAGAGACACAUAUGAAGACAUUGCAAAUGCCUGCUGCAGAAAGCUAUCUCCCAACUUAGGUGGUAUAGUCGUCAAUGUGACCCAAGUUAUGGAACUGAUCAUGACAUGUAUUUUGUAUCUGGUUGUUAGUGGGAACUUGCUGUCACACAGUUUUCCGUAUGUACCAAUGACUGAGAAAACUUGGUCUGUAAUUGCAUUUAUUACAUUGCUGCCUUGUGUAUUUAUCAAGACUCUCAAAAUUGUUUCCAGACUCAGCCAGCUUUGCUCCUUGGUUCAUUUCAUUAUUAUCUUUGUAGUGAUGACUUACUGUCUCACACAAAUACAUCAGUGGUCCUGGGCAAAAUUCAAACUCUCCAUUGAGUUUGAGGACUUCUUGGUUUCUAUAGGGGUGAUCAUUUUCAGUUACACUUCACAAAUAUUUCUUCCCACUCUUGAAGGUAACAUGAAAAAACCAGGGGAAUUUAGGUGCAUGCUGAAUUGGACUCAUUUUUUUGCUUGUGUCUUGAAAACGACUUUUGCCCUGACUGCAUUCUUAACCUGGGGUGAGGAGACAAAGGAAGUUAUUACUGACAACCUGCCAUCAUUUCUUCAAACCCUAGUGAAUUUGUGUCUUUUAACCAAGGCUCUUCUUUCUUACCCUUUGCCCUUUUUUGCAGCCACAGAAAUUGUGUAUGCUUGUAUUUCUAGAGGUAACUAUUCCAAUUACAGUUCUCCACUGUUUGCUCUGGGUCUAAGAGGCUCAUUUCUCCUGUUAACUCUGCUGAUGUCCAUGUUCAUACCACAUUUUGCCCUGCUGAUGGGUUUAACAGGCAGUAUAACAGGUGCUGCUAUGACUUUUCUUCUUCCUUCUCUCUUCCACUUAAAACUUAAAUGGAAAAAACUAUCCUUCUUUGAGAAAUGUGCAGAUAUCUCUGUUUUUAUUUUGGGUUUCCUUUGCAGCCUUGCAGGCAUAGUUUGCUCAAUAAGAGGGCUACUUAAAGUAUUUGGAGGGUAAAAAGAAGGGUAAAAAGAUUUUCAGAAGGCCAAAUAAGGCCCUAAUUUUAUAAACACUUUUGCCCUGUUAGUCAGUAUAUAACAAAUUUUAUCGCUAAGUAAAAUUAAGCAUAUGCUUAAAUGUUUGUAGAAUCAAGGCUUUAAUUUGUAAAAGUAUGUGGUUCUAACCAAACUGAAAAAUAAUCUUUAUAGCCCAAAUGUACAAAAUGACCCACAUUUAAAAUGUUGGGAGGAAGGAAGUUGUUUGAGAUGGUUCAGCAUCAAAAUAAUAUUAAAAUAAUACUGUAUAUUUUUGUUAAUACAUGACAUGCACAUCCUAAAAAGGUUACUGCAAGGGAUUCUACCAACCUCACCAGAAUGUCUCGCAGAGUUAGAUACUGCUCAUUCUCAAAGCUAUGAAAUCUAGCUUACAGAAUAUGAUAGAGUUUGAGAGAGCUGUCAUUGCAAACUGAUAAAAUGUGAUUUCACAGCAUUGGCAGAAUGUAAUCCAACAUGUGAACAGAACAAAUCAGUGAAUUCCAUAUUCGAUGUAAGACAAGCUCUACUACUUGUUUUUCAAGAGAGCAGGCAAAAAGAGAACUCAGUUUAUAACAGCUUUGAAAGCCUGUUUUUAUCAUGAGUUCAGAUGGGAAUUGUCAAAGUAAAAGGGGCAUUCUAAAAACUCACAGUCAUGGAAAAGGGAAUUUGUUCUAGAAGAAGCUGUAGCUGAUGACUGCAGCUUUUCUGCAAGUAUAAUUCCUAAGAUUCAUGCCCCUGCAAUGCAGUUAUUCUAUUGGUUGGGUUACAAGAAGUCUCAUUGGUAGCCGGAAGAAGUUAAUAUGCAGUUCACUUUCCCUCUUAGGCAGGAAAUUUCUUUGAUCUUUUUAUUUUAUCUGAUGAUAUUAAAAGCUAGAUGAAGUAAAUCAAGUUCAAUAAACAGACACUCAGUUAACUUCCUAUACAACUUACUGGAUCUUUAGCUUUAAAAGAUAUCAUCUUAAUAAAAAGAUCAGCAUCACAAUGUAUUUCACUUUAGGGAUAAAACAUUAUGACAAGAAGCAAACUAAUCAGAGUACUUUAAUGAAUACAUAUCACCUUAUUGUACUAAACCUAUGUUAUGUUAGGUAAUUAAAGUAAUGGUUUGAAAAAAUAAAGUUUGCAUUUCAAUUACAAACAAUUUCACACAACCUUCUACUCUGUUAUAUGAAAAAACCUUUGCAAGUCAAUAUAAGAGUGGAUCAUGGAGUAAAAAGCCCACUAGUAACUGCUUAAGUAAACGCUUUUUCUAUGUAGUAUCUUAGCAUGAAUGCUGCUGUCCUGCAUGAGCAACAGCGACCUCUCAAGGCUUAUGUGCUGAAUGGUAAAUAACAUGCAAUCAAACUUAAGAGAGUCCUAAUAAGCCUUGUAUGUCACCCUGUUCCUUUCUUUGUCUCUUAAUGUACACUUGUCAUGCGUGGAAUAGUGAUGAAAUCAUUAUUAGAAUUAAUGUAUUAUAUAAUUACAAAAGUAUUAAGAAAACUGAUAAAUUAACUAGUUUUUUAGAACUUGCAUUAUUUCUUUGUUACAAUGGAUCAAAUUCUGCACUUAUCUUAAAUCCACAACAGUUUAAUUGAUUGAUACUGAGAUUUGUACUGGAACGAAUAGAAGGUAUGUAUUUUUUAAGAAGUCUUUUUAUUUUUGUGUAGAAUGACAAAGACAUGUAACUCAGUGAAGUAGCUGAAAGCCUGUUAUUACCCCUAUGACAUGGUCAGAAUGAUGUUAUUACUUGGAUGAUGUCAAUGAAAGCGUGUCAUUACUUAUUG